Molecule: messenger RNA, 1013 nt
Organism: Ctenopharyngodon idella (grass carp)
Lineage: Eukaryota; Metazoa; Chordata; Actinopteri; Cypriniformes; Xenocyprididae
Product: tripartite motif-containing protein 29-like
Exons: 6
Coding region: 69-989 (306 amino acids)
Molecular function (GO): zinc ion binding
Source: RefSeq, a predicted model, not a curated record
ACAACAAUCCAUUGAACCCACUCUUCAGUCAGAGACCUCUACUGAAGAAGAACACUCUGAUAGCUGAGAUGAUGGAGACGCUGCAGAAGACGUCCCUACAAACGGCUGCUGUGGAGUGUGAUGUUUGCACUACAGAGAAGAACAGAGCUGUAAAGUCCUGUCUGCAGUGCUUGGCCUCCUUCUGUCAAACUCAUCUGCAGCUUCACUAUGAAUCUCCUGCGUUUAUGAAGCACAAACUAGUCGAAGCUUCCAGAAACCUUCAGGAGAACAUCUGCCUCAGUCAUGGGAAACUUCUGGAGAUUUACUGCCAGUAUGAUCGUCAAUGCAUUUGUUGUUUGUGUGUGACUGACAAUCAUAAAAACCACAGUGUGGUGUCUGUGGACUCAGAAUGUACUAGAAAAAAGAAAGAGUUAAAGGAGAUAAAGGUGGCGUGUCAGAAGCUGAUCCAGGAGCGAGAGAGAGGUCAGCGGGAAAUUAGUGAAGCUGUGAAGUCUUUUAAAAGUUCAGCGCUAGAGACCAUGGAGGACAUUGAGAAGGUCUUCACUGAGCUCAUCUGCUCUCUUGAGAGGAAACACUCUGAGAUUAAAGAGCAGAUCAGAGCUCAGGAGAAGAUGGAGAUAGAUCGAGCAGAGGAACUUCACAAACAUCUGGAUCAAGAGCUGACAGAACUCAGAAAAAGACAAGCAGAGAUUGAGAAACUUCUGAUUACUGAUGAUCAGAUCCAUUGUGUGAAGAGCUGUCAGUCUGUGUGUGUUUUACCCACAUUUGAAGACAUUCCCAGCUUCACUCAACACACUCAUCUGUCUUUUAAAGACAUUUCAAUCUCAGCAUUUAAGGAGGUUUUGGAGGAUGUCUAUCAACAACAAACAGCCAGAAUAUCUCGAGAAGUGUCAAAUGUCUCUGUUGUAAAGUCUCCAGAACCAAAGACCCAAAAUGAUUUUUUGAAGUGUAAGUUGACCUGUGGUUUCUUCAAGGCAAACACUCAUUAAUUGUUAAGUAUCAGUGGAUAUGAU